AUUUAAGUAAUUUGAUCUUGAACCCCACCCUCUAAUCGGACAGAAGUGACACUUGAUGGUGAAUGGCAACUGUGAUCACUGAUCAACACCAAAUUAACAGCUAGCAUUCAUGAAUUGAUUAUAGGAGAUCAUUAAGCAAUUAAUCUAGUAGUAUGGAUCCUGUUGAUGCUUGUUUUUUUUUGCUUGCUUACUUGUUUGCUCAAUAAACAUUUGAAUAUUCUGGGUAUUGUAUUGUGUUUAUCUCACAAAAAAAAAAUCUUUCAAUGGUCAAAUAAGACGGUGCACCUAUGGUCCUCUUGUGCUUUUCUGACCUAAUUUCUCCUUUUUUUAUCCCUUUGGAGGAUGGCCUUUGUGUGUUUUGUGAUUUCAUAAAAUGUUAUUAUAUGCCUGUGAAGUGGGAAUUCUUGUCUUUGGAAGGCCAAAAGUUGGAAGCUAACACUAGCUAUUGUUUAUUCUUCACUUGCCAUUAGAGUUUAGAGGAGUUUUUUAAGUUACAAUAGGGUUAGGGAUUGAAGGUUGAGGUUUAUUGGCUUGUAAUUUGUGUUUGGUGCAUCAUUUGCCCCCACAAAAUUAUGAUAAAAACUUGCACAUAAGAACUAAUAUAAUUUUUUUUAUUAGGCUCUAGUGUAGGCUGAUGGUCUAUGAGGCUUGUUGAUGUCUCUUUUUGAUUUUUGUACUCAAGAUAUAUGGUCAAAUAAUCCAUUAUUCAUCCUUGGUCUUGCAGUGUCAUAAUAACAUAAUAAUUUACUGAUUCUUAAAUUGCUUUCAUAGGAUUCUACUAUAAUUUUGUUCUCAAACUAUGGCCUUGUUCUUUUUAUAUGAACACUCGGUUCAAGGAAUCUUAAAUUAUAAAAUAGUCAAUUUUUUGUUUGCUAGUUUGUGAAAUCGACAGAAAUGGCAAUAACCGAGAUGUGCUCAUCUCGUCUUAAUACUCUAGCUGCUGCGAAAUUAUAAAAUAGUAAUGUUUAAACUAUGUCUGAUCUUGGAAACUCAACCAGCAUCCUUCCUUUUUUCAGAUUGGAUUUAGCUUGUUUAGGAAGCAUUUGGAUCAAUUUACAAAUUAUAUGUGGGUCAAGCUUUGCCAUAUGUACUAUCUGUGUGCAGCAUUGUAGUGUGGAGAUUGAUAAUUAUUGUUUAUGGAAGCUACAAGUACAACUUAUGGAUUCAGUUAAGCGGCCAGCAACCACUCCAAGUAAGAGUAGGAUAGCUCGAGCAAUUUCAAAGGUUCUGCAUGUUCGUGCAGUAACUGGAAUUACCCCAUCCGAUGGACUACAAAGAGUCAAAACAAAAGAAAAGAUCCAGGAGGUAAAACCGCAAGAAAAGAUCUGGGAGUCGAAGCCUCAUGAUAAGUCCAGGGAGAUGAAACCUCAGGAAAAAAUCAAAGCUGAGCUAGUUCAUGUUGUUCACUGCAAAUUGGGGGAGAAACAAGAUGAAGAGGUUGCCAAUAGGGUUGCUCGCGAAGCUGUUCUUGCUAAAGUAUUUGCCAGCAUUUCAUCUAUCAAAGCUGCCUAUGCUCAAUUACAAUUUGCACAAUCUCCCUAUGAUGCCGAAGGAAUUCAAUCUUCUGAUGAGAUGGUGGUCUCUGAGUUGAAGACUUUAUCAGAGGUAAAACAGUGUUUCACAAAGAAACAGUUUGAUCCACUCCCUGAAAAGGGUUUACUCACAUAUGAGUUGCUAGAGCAGAAGAACAUGGUGAAAACUUAUGGGAUUACGGCAAAAAAAUUAGAGUAUGAGGUCAAGCUGAAAGAGUCCGAAAUCACAUUCCUAAAGGAGAAACUAGAGGAAUUCAAGAAAGAUAACAGGUUGAUUGAGAAAAGACUAAAUGCUAGUGGCUCACUUGCUGUCCUGGACAAUCUUCACAUGUCAGGAUUAAGUCCCAACCAUUUCAUCCCCGUUCUCAGGCAUACAGUAAGAUCUAUUCGGACAUUUGUGAAGCUAAUGGUCAAUGAGAUGCAGUCUGCCGGGUGGAAUCUGGAGGCAGCGGCUAAUGUUAUCCAUCCCAGUGUUUCAUACUGGAAACAAGAGCACAGAUGCUUCACGUUCGAGUCAUUUGUGAGCAAAGAAAUGUUCGACAGUUUCCACAUUCCUAACUUUGCACUCCCUAAUGAAUCAUUACCAGAACAUAAGCAGCGGCGAAGGUUGUUUUUCGAGAGAUUCACCGAGUUGAAGUCAGUUAAAGCAAAGGAUUAUCUAUGCCAGAAGCCCAAGUCAACAUUUGGAAAGUUUUGUCGAGCCAAAUACCUGAGGCUAGUGCACCCAAAGAUGGAGUCAUCCUUCUUUGGAAACUUGACCCAGAGAAACCUUGUGAAUUCUGGUGAUUACCCAGAUACUGCCUUCUUUACCUCAUUUGCAGAAAUGGCUAAGAGGGUAUGGCUCCUUCAUUGCUUGGCAUUCUCUUUCGACCCUGUGGCCUCAAUCUUCCAGUUCAAGAAAAGGUGUCGGUUCUCUGAGGUUUACAUGGAAAGUGUCUCAGAUGAGGCUUUCUUACCAGAAGCCGAACCAUGUGUUGCCUUCACAGUAGUACCUGGGUUCAAGAUCGGUAAAACUAUUAUCCAGUCUCAGGUGUAUCUCUCUGGUGCGUAACACUUACACACGCCAUGCCGGUGGGAGGGUCUUUUGAGAUCUGAUCGGACAGUGUAGAUUCGGUCGAAACAGGAAAGCGGUGUGGGGCCCACAAUACAUAACUGGAUGCCAUUGAUUUUGGGUCUUGUAGAUCAAUUAUGGAGAAAUGAAAAGAUUACGGUGUCUCCUUUUUUGUUGCGUGGUUGCUGCAAUGCUGAGUGUGAUGUGGGGACUGAGGCUUGCUGUGCAACAUGGUAACUUGGGCCAUUUUGUCCCUUAAUCUGUGGCUUUUUAAAAAUGUUCCAAUGCAAAAAAAGGCGCAUUGGACCGUUGUGGGCAUUGGGAAGAUAUAAUGCAGGAAUAGUUUAAGUUUUCCUUAAAAAAAAUUAUCAUUUUGCCCAAAUUUUGUUAAUAUCUAGGUCGGAAAUGGGCUACUUACUCUUCGUUGUACUCGUAAUAUGUUGGCACCAAUUUAAAACAUGCUAUGUUUCCUGUAACCCUGUAUAUGAAAAAGAAGUUUAGGAGUUUAUUUGAAUGUGCAAAUCGCUUAUUUUUGUGCCA
Chenopodium quinoa (quinoa) is the source of this 3123-nucleotide messenger RNA. Its product is annotated as protein GRAVITROPIC IN THE LIGHT 1-like. The coding region runs from base 973 to 2583 and encodes 536 amino acids. The record is from RefSeq and is a predicted model, not a curated record. Lineage: Eukaryota; Viridiplantae; Streptophyta; Magnoliopsida; Caryophyllales; Amaranthaceae. Gene Ontology annotation, biological process: negative gravitropism; response to red or far red light. The transcript has 2 exons.